Messenger RNA from Cylas formicarius (sweet potato weevil), 511 nucleotides. RefSeq lists its product as uncharacterized. The transcript is spliced from 2 exons. Lineage: Eukaryota; Metazoa; Arthropoda; Insecta; Coleoptera; Brentidae. The record is from RefSeq and is a predicted model, not a curated record. The coding region runs from base 57 to 488 and encodes 143 amino acids.
UCUAAUGUCAAUCAACAAAUUUGCUCAAAUUUUUCGAUAGAAGUUCGAACUGAACGAUGAACGACGAAAUCCUGCAGCACCAUUUCGAUGAGGUGUUCAGUGCCCUGCAAGACAAAGAGAAUUUCGAAAUUUUUACCAAAAUCAAGCACAUCAAGACUCCCAGAGUAAAACGUACGUUCUUCAAAAUAAUGAGUCCGUCAGACAUGCCCGCGAAUUGGAUUGAGACGGAAGAAGAACUGAGCCUCUCGGAACGGAUACCGAGAACAUAUUGCGGCGAAGAUCCUUCUUCGCGAAGAUAUCAAACAACCAGGUCGGGAAAAAUAAUCGAACGGCCGAAAUCACCGUUAGUGGGACUACGUGGGUUAAAGGAUAACGGGACAGGUGAUGCGAGCCUAAAUCAGUGCAGACAUUGCAAAAGAUAUUUCGUUGGAGACUUUUUCGACGGUCAUGAAGUGCGCUGCAUUAAAGGUCCAUUUGGAAGCUAUUAAAUGUAUACAUUUAUAAAAUAAAU